Molecule: messenger RNA, 2977 nt
Organism: Tachysurus vachellii
Lineage: Eukaryota; Metazoa; Chordata; Actinopteri; Siluriformes; Bagridae
Product: E3 ubiquitin-protein ligase RNF186
Exons: 1
Coding region: 599-1381 (260 amino acids)
Biological process (GO): protein ubiquitination
Molecular function (GO): ubiquitin protein ligase activity
Source: RefSeq, a predicted model, not a curated record
UAAUCUGCACCCGUUGUUAAACCGACAUUAAAGUAAAAUAUACCUGUAAAAUGUCAGAUUUAAAGGCAAACAGGAAGUAAAGGAGGUUAAUCCCUGACAUUUGCCAUUGACGCGUGCCGUUUGACGCGCAACGUGCUGGCUUUGAUCACACCGACCGCGUGAGCUCUCGCGCGCUCUCUGUCUUGUCUCGAGACGCAACAUCAUCGCAGUGUGAUGGCGGAGUGAUUUGUCCUCGAGCCCAAACCGGUCCCUCCCUUCUUUGUCAGAGAGACAGAGAGAGAAAGAGAGAGAGAGAGAGGAGGAGAGAAGAAGCCGCUCGUGACGCUGAAAUGUACCGGAGAAGCGGGAGAGAAAAAAUCUAAAUACAAGACAGAAGAACAGACGACAUACAAUUACAUCACCGACAGAGAACCGAGUCAAUCCGGGUACCGGGUGCAGUGAUGGUUACGGUGUGACUCGACCCGAUAUUUACACCGAUAAUGCGCGCGUAAUAACAGAUGUUAAAGGGGGAGGAAGCGGAGCUCAGCAUCAUCGUCAUCCCUCGUGACCGGUGGAGACUGACGUGAUGUGAUCGGAACGUGAGCGAGACGCCGCCGUUAUGGCCGAGGAGGCGGAUGUAGAGGCGGAUGCAGGUGCUAUCGGCUGCACGGACAAGUAUGAGGAGUACGAGUGCAAGAUCUGCUACAACUACUUUGACGUGGACCGGCGCGCGCCUAAGAUCCUCGAGUGCCUGCACACGUUCUGUGAGGAGUGUCUGCACGCGCUGCACCUGCGUGAGGAGCGGCCGUGGCGCGUCACGUGCCCUGUGUGCCGCCACCGCACGCCCGUGCCGGAUUACCGGAUACGCAACUUGCCCAACAACACCAAGGUCACGGAGGAGUUCCCGUUGCGCGUGGACGUGGAUGUCGACCCCGUGCCGCAGGACGCGCUGCCGCCGCACCCGCCGCCGUUGCAUCCAGCGCUUGCGGUCCUGCGGCGCGACGAGGCGUCCGGACCGAGUCGCCACGCGCACGCGACCCCGUCCACCACGGCUUCCACGGCCACCAUGACGCUCUCGCAGGACUCGGUGGUGUCGCGCCGUGAGAGCUGCCAUGAGGGCUGUUGCAGGCGGCUCGCGCUCACAGCGGGCUGCGCGUGCGUCGCGUUCUCGUUCGUGGCCAUGCUCGCGCUGCUCUUCGCCGGCCUUGUGUUCGUGCACGGAAACUCCGGGGACCGGCCGCCGUCUCCCGCCGGUCCCGUGUGCCUGUCGGUCGCGAGCGUCCUCGCCAUGGUAUCCGUGGUGGUUACGUGGCUGCUCUGCUGGCUGAAAUACAGACCGGAGCACGAGGCGACCGGCCGCGCCUCGGCAACGAGCAACAACAGCAGCCGGAGAAACGCCUAAGCUCUGUGUGUGUAUGUGGGUGGGUUUGUGGUCGUGUAUAUGUGCGCGCGCGCGUGGACGUGUGUUAUUGUCGCUCACGUGUAUUAUUACUCUUUCCUCAUGAUUCAUUAGAGCUGAUGGACUUUUACUAUUAUUCCUCCCUAUGCACUUAAACACGACUGACAAUCUCUUUCUCUCCCUUUCCACACACACACACACACACACACACAAAUUCUGGGACAGAUGUGCGCACGUUCUGAGUCCCACAUCACACAUUUUUGACCAGUGCUACAUUUAUAUAUGAGAAAUCAACCUGAUCCAUAAAUGACUAAGCCAUUACACAAGACUAAAGAAUCAUUUAGGAAUCAAUCACAAACGAUUCAAGAUGUUUAAAGCAUCUCUGAAAGUAAAGAAUUAUUGUUUCAUUUGUUUUUUUAUAUCCAUACCAACGAACACUAAUUGGCUUCAUCACUAAUAUUAGCAAGUCAAAGUUUUCUGCUUCAGUGUUUCCAGGUCUCACAUAAUUCAACAUAUUUAUAGAGAUCAGAUCAAUUCUGCUUAUAUUUUUUAUUCCCAAACCUUUUUUUAUUAUUACUCUUAAGAACAUUUAAUAUCUGAAUAGCUGAAUUAUUUUUGGUCAAAUUGUGAUUUUUUUUUUCCAUUUAAAAUUGAGAUUUUUGUGAUUUUUUUACAGACUGAUAAUAUAAAUAUAAAAGAUAAAUACAUUAAUGGCAGUGUAAAAGCUGUUAGGGUGGCAAUGUAGAAAUACCAACUGUAUUUUCUCUACAUUAGCUUUUAAAGCUAUUUAUGAUGCUAAUUUUUUUUAACGCUGAGGAAUUGUCGAAGUUUUUAGAUCGUUCUUAAAUCUUUCGGUACGUCGGAACGCUUUUAACCCUUUAAUCUUCCCCUCACCUUCUCAGAACAGAUUCAGUUUGUUUGUAUAAAAUUUGUGUGAUACUAUUUCUCUCGAAAUUAGGGUUAAAACAUUCAGGGGGACUUUAAAAUCAGCACUGACGAUGACGUGACGGUUUUGGGGCCAAAGUUAGCUGAAAAUACACUGCAUGUAAUAAUAGUUUUGUAAUAGUAAUAAUAGUAACGCACACACUCACACUCACUCACACACACUCACUCACUCACACACACACUCACUCAAACUCACUCACACACACACACACACACAAUUACUCACACACACUCACACCAAGAAUAGAAUUAAGACCUUAGACCAUAUUAAUGCACUUAAUUUUAUUAUUUAAAGUUUAUUAAAUAAAACACACUCUGUAGUGCACUAUACUUUCCAUUUGGGAUUCAUCCCGGUGAACAGUUUCAGUAACUGCCUUUCUCUUAAACCAUGUACAGUAUUCUCUCUCUCUCUCUCUCUCUCUCUCUCUCUCUCUCUCUCUCUCUCUCUCACUCUCUCUCACUCACUCACUCACUCACUCAUUACACACAUUUCCUGUAUAUAUUCUGCCUUACUGUGUGUUCUGUAGAUAUUAGACUGUGUGUGUGUGUGUGUGAGUGUUUGUGUCCUACUCAUGGGUCUGUAUGUACAUAUGAUAACAACUUCCUCUCUUUACACACCUGAGCGUUAAGACGAUUAAAACACUGAGACAUGAA